Penicillium vulpinum is the source of this 726-nucleotide messenger RNA. RefSeq lists its product as uncharacterized. The transcript has a single exon. NCBI's taxonomy places the organism in Eukaryota, Fungi, Ascomycota, Eurotiomycetes, Eurotiales, Aspergillaceae. The record is from RefSeq and is a predicted model, not a curated record. The coding region runs from base 1 to 726 and encodes 241 amino acids.
AUGCCCCAUCAAGAGUCCGACACCGAGAGAAGAUAUAAGCCAUGUCAGGUGUUAUCUGAGCAUCAAGUCCCCCACGUCAUCUGGUUCGAAGAUACUCUUCACCAUUAUGGCGUUCCCACAUUCAUGUUUAAUCUCUAUCUACUUGUCUCGGACCUUGACGAGGCAGCCGAAUCGCUUGUGAAGGCUGGAUGGGUUAUUGAUUCAGGGCCACGUAAAAUUGGGAACGCGAAGGUGGAGCUCCCACAAAAGCGACUUGUUUCUCCGAACGGCCAGACAAUAACUGUUCUUCUUCCGGCUGAACAGUGGAAGUUUCCUCUGAGAGGCGACUCACAUUCUGACGAUGUGCCACUGACAGUGGAUUCAUCACACGGGAAUCUGUCCUUCCCAACACUACCAGGUUUCCUUGAUGCACUGAUUGAGAGUUGGCUAGAUUGUCCUAGUGAUGAUGCUAUGUUGUUGCUUCACUUGGCUUGCCAAAUCUCUUAUAUUUAUGCCCAUGUAGCUGUCGCAAAACAGCUAUCGUUCGCCGAACAGAUGAAAUAUGAACACCGCCAGUUUCACUUUGAUGUGUUGGCAGGAAUGGAGACGGGCACUGUUCAAUUCAGAAAGCACCAACGUGCUAUUCGAGAUGCACUCUUACAGGGCCAGUAUGAACUACGGGAAUGCUCGGCGCCUCGUGAUGAUAAAGACCUUUUUGAUACAGGCAGAGCGGGGAUAUCCUUAUAA